AGGAACAGGGCGCAUGCAGACCAUCAAGGCUGUGCAUUCUUAGCCGGGGACUAGUUUUUAGUGCUCCACUUGGGUCUGGGUAAACAGCACCGCCCCGAUGGUUGUUUGUUUUAAGUGUGGAACGAUCCAUCGCAGAGCGCCGGGCUCGAUUGACACUGUCUGCUGAUCUGCUACUGCGGAUUGCUCAGAAUAACAAGGCUGCUCGCUAAUUCCCGUCUAUCGGGGCUUUCGGCGAAACACCGAGAGAGUAGGGUCCAAAAAAAGCCAACAAGGCAGGCAAGAACGCCGCGCCGCCGGAGUCCGCACCCCAGAAUGGCUUCAGGAGACCUUUACGAGGUGGAGCGGAUCGUCGACAAGAGGCGGAACAAGAAGGGUAAGUGGGAAUACCUGAUAAGGUGGAAAGGUUAUGGAAGUAAGGAGGACACAUGGGAGCCAGAGCAUCACCUACUGCACUGCGAGGAAUUCAUUGACCAGUUCAACAGCUUGAGACUGCACUCACACAAACGGCCCAAAGCUCCAAAGAAUCGUGGGGAGUCGCUCCUCACCGGCCACCCAUCUGCUUCAGAAAACUCCAGAGCUAGGUCCGAGGCACGAAAAAAGAAAAGGACUUGUGGCCCAGCUGUGGGGGUUAGAGUAGGAGCUGUUCUAGGGGUUGGAAGUGGAGGGUCAGGACCCACCCAGAAGCAGAGGAAGGUGGGUGUAGGCCCUGGGAAACAUACUUUAGGGGACAGAAUGAGCAAACCCGUGACGUACAAGGCUCCUCCACCAGGGGGGCCUCACUUUGUUCCUCCAGUAAGGGUUCCUCAUAAUGGACUGCAAAAUGGAGAGAUGGAGCCUCUCGUGUACAGAUCAGCAGCAAGGCCACAUAGAUUGCCCUCGGACAAAGUGGAUGGAGAACUGGGGGACAUGGAUACCACUGGACAACAGUACGCCACUGAACUGGGCCCCCCUCUUGCCAACGGAAAGAUGCAUCUGCACAGCUCAGUAAAGCGGAAGCUGGCUGAGGAGAAAGGCUACGUGUUCGACAAGCGGCUCAGGUACAACGUGCGACAGAACGAGAGCAACUGUCGAUUCCGAGACAUCGUGGUGAGGAAGGAGGAGGGCUUCACGCACGUCCUGCUCUCCAGCCAAACGACAGACAACAACGCACUGACACCAGAGAUCAUGAAGGAGGUGUGUCGAGCUCUGGGUAAUGCAGCUGCUGAUGACAGUAAAUUAUUAUUGCUCAGCUCUGUAGGAACUGUUUUCUGCAGUGGCCUGGAGCCAUCCUACCUAAUAGGGCGUUUGUCCACUGACCGCAGGAAAGAGAGCAGCCGCAUCGCAGAUGCUGUACGGGACUUUGUGUUGGCAUUCAUUCACUUCAAGAAACCCAUUGUGGUGGCAAUAAAUGGUCCUGCUCUGGGCUUAGGGGCCUCCAUCCUGCCACUGUGUGAUGUAGUGUGGGCCAGUGAGAGGGCCUGGUUCCAAACUCCUUGUGCAGCCCUUCAUCUCACACCCUCUGGAUGCUCCUCUUACACCUUCCCCCAGAUCCUGGGCGUAGCUCUGGCCAACGAGAUGCUGUUCUGUGGAAGAAAACUCACAGCGCAAGAAGCAUGUAGUCGAGGUCUGGUGUCACAGGUUUUCUGGCCAACAACAUUUAACCAAGAAGUGAUGCUACGUGUGAAGGAAAUGGCGUCAUGCAAUGCAGUGGUUUUAGAAGAGUCCAAAUGCCUGGUGAGGAGUAUCCUCAUGUCAGUCCUGGAGGAAGUGAAUGAGAAAGAGUGUCAGAUGCUGAAGCAGCUGUGGUGUUCAACCAAAGGACUAGAGGCACUCUUCAGUUAUCUGCAGAACAAGGUGUAUGAGAAGUAACUAUCCACACUCAGGACACCAGGGUCAGUGAAGAUCUGACACUACCGACAGAGGGACAUCCAGGAUGAUAAGGUUCUGAUCUCAAACUGAAAGAUAUUAAGGGCCUUUGUUUCCAUCCAUCAGCAGAGGGAUACUCUGGAGUUGUGUUUUCUUACAUCGCUACCAAAAAAAAAAAAAAAAAAUCUUCAUCAUCAACAUUAAAAAUCAACUUUUUUUUUUUUUUUUUUAUUGGACCCACAACCGUCCAGAUGUUUCUUCUCUUUUUAAAGAGUCAAAGAGCAAAGGGCCAAAUGUGCAUUGCUUAAAUGCAGGGAGGUACAGAGUGUUUCUGCACCUAUGCCCGACUUAAUCAUCAGGAUGUAUGAAAUAAGUGUAUGUCUGAAAGCACAUGAUAAAGUGAUGAUAAUAUAUAUAAAUAUAUAUUUAUUUCAAGUGUGUAAAAGAGUUGCUUUCUGUAUAUAAGAUGCAUUUUAAAAUCUUUUAAGAAUUUUCUUAUAGUUGCUUCUUGUUUUGAGUUGAAGUGUAAACCAAAGUUUGAGGACAAUGAUUCUUGCUCCUUAACAUACACAUUCCAUCCGCUCUGUAUAACAGAAGACAACUACUAGAAAACUGGUUACAAAUGCUCAUACAUGCUCACAACAGAUUCACAGACAGCUCAAAGAAAACUGACUUUUUUUUUCUCUCUUCAUCACUUAAUUCAUUAUUUAUACUGUAAAAGUCUUUAUUACACAGAACAGACAUCUCGUUUUCCAGUGACUUUGUUAUCAUUAUCAGAAUCACCAAAACUUUGCUUCCGUUACACAAAAUCAAAAUUAAUGCUUAUGUACUCAUAGUGCAUUAGUACAUGCAAUAUCAUUCUGUCAAUAUCCAUCUGUCUUCAGUUAUUUUUACAGCUACAACAUAACAGAUAUGGAAAGAAUUUCAUUUAACUUUUAUUUAUACAAAUUUUUCUUUCAAGGGAAACUUGUUUGAAUUGAAAGGUAUGUAGAAAUAUUUUGGCAGAAAUGGAGAACACUGGAAGGUUUUUGUGAAUGCUGGCACUAAAUACAAUUUAUUUGUUCUUAAUCAACUGGCAUUUUGGCUUGAGUAUGAAAUGACUUUAGAUGAUUAAAUGAAUUAGCGGCACAUAUCACAUGGAAGGAUUAGCGAUGAAUUUUAUCCCACUUUAUUUGAGCUACAUAAUAGCUUAACAUGCAGCACUGUGGUAGUUCAUACAUAAAACGUGGCUUCCAUUUAUCAAUGCAGAUAGUCAGUGAUCAAUAUUGUGGAAAUGCAACGCGACUUUGUCCUUAUCUGCAUGUGAUGAUUUAAGAUUUCAAGAAAUUUUAUAUUUGGAUGUGUACUAUAGUUAGGGAUCUAUUUUGGUUUACCAAAAAAAAAAAUGUAGUUCUGUGAAAAUUGUUUUGUAAAACUCAGAAGAUAUUUGUGCAUUUUUGCAGUUGUACACAUGCAGUAAAGAAUAAUAUAUAGAUAAUGUAGACUGUUUUGUGUAACUAAUUGCAUGUAAUAUACUGUACAUAUAAAUGUGUUGCCUGUCUGAGUACCUUGUAUUUCAGGGUAUAUUUUGUACCAGCAUUGUAAGUAUUGUUAGAAAUGUUGCAGUUUAUUUUUGUAUUUAUUUGAGAUAAAUGUGUGGAUGUGCUGUGCCAUGUGGUUUCUUUUGCGCCAGAGGCACCCCGACCCUCCCAGUCAACCUUUUUAAAUUAUCCCAUAAAAACUUUGAUGAACAAAAUGGGUCAGGAAAAUGGAUAAUUUAUACAAAAACCAAAAUGUUUAAACACUGUUGUCAUUGGAAUGUUUACAUUUUCAUUUGACAUUAUCAGAUUAAGUAUGUUGUUGUAAAGUAUCAAAUGCUUGUCAGGUAAUUUAACAAAUAAUAUUAUGUUUUACUGAGCUUUAUUAGUAUAAACAGAUGAUUGAUAAAAUGACCUUUAUUGUCUUUCAGAUUUGUCAUUUUCAUGCAUAUGAGACUCUGUUAAUGCUCCAUGACGUUAAUGAUUUUAUUUCUGGCCGUUGCAGUUUGAUUGCAGUGAAUAAUUAAUGGCUUGAAGCGUUUGUCAACAUUUUUAAGCCAUUAAACACUCUAACUCUAACUUUGUACAUCUAGUAAGACAGGAUAAAAGGAUAAUCAGCUGCAGAGAUUCAGCUCUUAGAAUCAAAAUUGUCAUGUUCUCACAGGCAGCUUGGCAGGUUUGUAACCAAAAACUCCAUUAGGCUUAAAUAAUCAUUCAAUUUAUUUAUUUUUUAUAAUGAAAGGGUUCCUACAUUCACUUCUUCACCUAUAUUCAUUGUCGAUUGGUAAAUAACAUUUAAUACCCCCAUUAUUGCUUUAGGGCCCCAAGAAGAGGUGAUAGGGACCUGUGUAAUGUGGCUGCGAAUACAAAUUACUCAGGUCGACUGAGUUUAAAUCACACUGAUCCUUCAAGAAAGGGGUCUUUAUGUAUUUAUUACUUUAUUUAUUUUAAUUUGUAAGAUACUAUAAAUUCUUUUCAGUGUGUCAUCUGAGAUAAAG
Molecule: messenger RNA, 4360 nt
Organism: Seriola aureovittata
Lineage: Eukaryota; Metazoa; Chordata; Actinopteri; Carangiformes; Carangidae
Product: chromodomain Y-like protein 2
Exons: 7
Coding region: 313-1848 (511 amino acids)
Cellular component (GO): nucleus
Molecular function (GO): transcription corepressor activity
Source: RefSeq, a predicted model, not a curated record